Messenger RNA from Morchella importuna, 996 nucleotides. RefSeq lists its product as uncharacterized. Lineage: Eukaryota; Fungi; Ascomycota; Pezizomycetes; Pezizales; Morchellaceae. Bases 1 to 996 code for a protein of 331 amino acids. Gene Ontology annotation, biological process: G protein-coupled receptor signaling pathway. Gene Ontology annotation, molecular function: mating-type factor pheromone receptor activity. The record is from RefSeq and is a predicted model, not a curated record. The transcript is spliced from 3 exons. Gene Ontology annotation, cellular component: membrane.
AUGAUAAGCUUCGUAAACGCACUCAUAUGGGGUGGCUCCGAAGAUGAAUUCGAAAUCGCCUGGAAUGGAGCCGUUUUCUGUGAUAUCGAGAUCAAGUUCAUCAUUGCCGCCUCAGCAGGAAUGAUGACAGCCACAGCAGCGAUUUCACGCAACCUGGCCAGAGUCAUGGAGCAAGUUGGUCCUGCACACAAGACCAAGGCCAUGCGGAGGGUCGAGUUGAUCCAGGAUUUACUCAUCUGUUUUGGGCCGCCGAUUUGGUUGAUGUCUGCCCAUUACAUCGUGCAACCCAAUCGAUAUUACAUCGUUCGUUACGUUGGAUGCCGCGUCAUUUAUCUUCUCCGCAGGUACCAGAGACAGUAUUCAGAGAAUGUCAAUAGCACUCUCUCCGACUCGACAAAGUCACGAUUCAUGCGUCUUUUCGUAAUCAGCACUUUCAUGGUUAGCAUCAAUUUUCCAAUCGUCCUCUAUAUCUUCUACCACAACCUACAGUAUCCAAUGGUGCCCUAUUCAUGGAAACUUGUACACAGCACAUUUGGGUGGGACUAUGUCCCUUAUGUAAAAGGCACAUCUAUCCAAUUUGAUCAUUGGAUCCCCGUUCUCGCUGGGAUCGUGUGCUUCAUCUUCUUUGGAACGGGGCGGGAGGCAUCACAAAUAUGCAAGGAAUGGUUCGAGUUUUUCGGGCUCGGGGCGCAGUUUACACUCCUGAAGAAAAUGGCGCCGAAGAAGGCUGAAGGUAGUUCUUCUAUGAGCAGUUGGAUUUCAGGGAAGAUGUUUUCUUCUGCCUCAUCGAGAGUCACAAACUCAACCACCGACAGCAACGCCUCGAGAAACCGCGAUUCUUUUAGUUAUCCUGAGAUGACCUCCGUUAUCACGGCUGAACCUACCCAUAUUGGGUCUACAGCCUCUGUUGGCAUCGUGAAGAGACACAACCAGGAAGGAAUAUGGGUUGAGAGGGGUUUAAAUGUGAUUAUUGAGGACGAUGGGAGGAUUUUUUGA